Messenger RNA from Musa acuminata subsp. malaccensis (wild Malaysian banana), 786 nucleotides. RefSeq lists its product as uncharacterized. Lineage: Eukaryota; Viridiplantae; Streptophyta; Magnoliopsida; Zingiberales; Musaceae. Gene Ontology annotation, biological process: response to oxidative stress. The record is from RefSeq and is a predicted model, not a curated record.
ACUAGCUAGUUUCUGCACGAUUCUUCUUCGCUGAGGUUUGUGUGUGUGCUUCCUUCCGACGGCGGCUUCGCGUCCUCCGAUCAGAGCAGAUCCAACAGGUCGGCGAUGCAGCGGCGUGGCAGACCUCCCGUCCUGCGGGAGUCGUUGCUGACGAGGGCGGUGAGCUCGGUGUUCGCCUUCGUCCAUCUCGCUGAGUUUGAGAUCCUCUUCUUCCUCUUCUUCUUCGUCGCUUUCAUCAUAUUCAAAGAUCUGACAUCACGACCUGAGUACAAUCAGAUCUUUGUAAAGAAGCCUGGUGGUGAAGACUUUUGGCCUUUUUAGGAGAAAUCUGCUUCUCAAGACCUUAGAGAAUUGGGCCAUGAAUCAGAAGUAGUAAUAUUUUCCCUGGUGUUUUCAUCACAGGUGAUGCUUUCUCCUGUAUGUGAAUCUUGCUAUAACAAUAAUGGUGCAUUUCACAUGUCCUGGUGAGUAUUAUUUUCUCUGGAAACGAAAGUAGUACUUAUGUUAUUAGAGACCUAUGCUUCUUUCCUUCUUUUUUUUGUAUGGAGUUACGUGGUAGACUGUAGGUGUAUCUUAGUGACUCCAGUUCAAUCUGGAAAUCGUCCAUUACACAACAUUUGACAGGAAAAUGGAAAGUGUCACUUUACAUAGUAGUUUUCCUUUACCUGAGAACUCUGUCGUAUUGGAAGAAAGAAAGUGAUGCUUCGUGUAGAGAAAGAAGACCUGCUGUAGUCUGUGAAUUAACCAGACAAAGUAGGAAGCUGACUAUAAAAGAAGUUUCUGCAA